Molecule: messenger RNA, 1046 nt
Organism: Sebastes umbrosus (honeycomb rockfish)
Lineage: Eukaryota; Metazoa; Chordata; Actinopteri; Perciformes; Sebastidae
Gene: spag8
Product: sperm associated antigen 8
Exons: 6
Coding region: 159-701 (180 amino acids)
Biological process (GO): positive regulation of transcription by RNA polymerase II
Cellular component (GO): nucleus; cytoplasm
Molecular function (GO): microtubule binding
Source: RefSeq, a predicted model, not a curated record
UGUUGCCAUGUGGGAUUCGUAGUCACUUUAAUUCAGAGGACGGGAGGUAUAAUAUACCAGUAGUAGGAUAGUCACUGUUACUAGAGGUUUCAGUUUAUGUUGUUCACGUUGUUCACCAUUCUAGUCCAGUUUAGUUUAGUAGUUAUCUCGGUGCGACAAUGACCCAAAAGACGAAAUGUCUGUUGGACUGCUGGACAUUCACAGAAGAGAGGGCAGUUGUUGCUCUUGACACUCAGGAGACGAGGAAACCAAUCCAGAAACGUGGACACAGAGAGCUUCUCACCAUGGACCCGGAGUGUAAAAUGGAGACUGUCACUACGCUGAUGGCAGAUUACGCCCCUCCGAAAGGUCCGGGAGUGAGGCUGCGGGGCAUCAGAGGCGAGCUUUGGGAAAAAGAUAUCGCCCAGAUGAUAAGUGAGAAGGUCCACGCUGAAAUGAACCCACCAAUUCCCAAACCUGACUACCGCUCCACAACCCACAAGGAUUUCUGUGUCGAGGGAUUUGUACCUCUAACCCCUGAAACAACACAAGUUCAUGAUUAUAGAGCUGACCAGGCCGUCACAUUUUGGAGUGAAAAUCGCCAGCGGAUACAGGGUGCGACCGCCGUGGAGACUCUGAGAGCACCGUUCAGGAAGUCGGCCCUGUUCAGCACACCCAUCAGUGAGCGGCUGGAGGAAAUCGAGCUCCCACUUGACAACUGAGACAGUAUGUCAGAGUAUCACAUUACAUCACUUCAUUACCAGUUAAUAUUAAAGUGGUAACCCACUUUAAGGGUUAUUGUUAUUCUCAACGGCGGUGACACCUCUGUUGGUGAUGAGCUGUCAUUGUCAAAUCUGAAAACAAGUACAUGUACUGUAGUUGAGAACAGUGAAGUCAAUGGAAGGGCAGCAUUUCAACAAUAAAUAUCUUCUCUACAUAUGUAUAUUAAAAUUUGGAAGACUAUUUGGUUAAAGUAUUACUGUCCGAAAAAAUAAAUCUAGAGCAGAUGGUCUUUAAACCUGUUAAACAUACUAUCUCUGAACUUAAUAAAAACACACUGACCGGUU